AUGCUUGGAAAGCAUCAAAAUUGGCGAGAACUGUUCCAGGUAGAGAAUUGCAACCUUGUACAAACUACGAAUGGUCAACGCGGACGCUAUGCUGCUCUGAGCUACUGUUGGGGUGACGACUUACCCUUAGAAACGACUACAGCAAACCUACAAGCACAUGAGUCUGCUAUCGGCUUCCAGAAGCUACCACAAACCCUGCAGGACGCUGUCAUGGUGGUACGAUACCUUGAUAUUGGAUACAUCUGGAUUGAUUGCCUGUGCAUCCUACAGGACUCAAAGGCAGACUGGGAACACGAAGCUGCACAUAUGGCAGAUAUAUACUCCAAUGCUUACCUGACUAUAGCUGCUUCACGAGCAAAGCACUGUGGAGAAGGAUUUCUCGGCACUCGCAAAGUACACUCCUCGCUCCACGUAUGCGUUGAAGAUAAGGAGGGCUCAUUCGAGCUAUACUUCUGCAAGCAAAUUGAAAACACUGUCAAGUACUCCCAACCCUUAGAACGUCGUGGAUGGGCUGCCCAGGAAAGCCUGCUCUCCCAUCGUGUUCUGGGUUUUGGCGAAGAUCAGAUGACCUGGGGUUGCGCUCAAAUCGACGAAACUGAAGCAUACGAUGGGCCAGCCGUCACGCCUGUUCACCGAACAGACUUUGAAGACAUGCUGCAAGGCUUGCAACACCCUAUGUCCAACCGGUUUCGAUCGAGUGCUUGGGCACUCUUUACAAAGUUAUAUAGCGAACGCAAAUUGACCUACGAGACGGAUACCUUCCCAGCCAUAUCUGGAAUUGUUCAGAGAAUCCAAAAAAACACUGGAGACACAUAUCACGCGGGUCUAUGGAGGCGCCAUUUCCUUGAAGGCCUUCUAUGGUACUUGGAGGGAGACUUCGUUUCACGCAAAGAAAAUGUGGGAAAACCUGGAGUAACGCGAAGACGCAAAGGAUGGGUUGCUCCAUCCUGGUCUUGGGCAUCGAUAACAGGAAACAUAAGCUACCCAUUUACAGGCCUAAGUUCUGGGUAUUGUGCCCGUCUUGAAGAGUGUAGCACUACCCUCAGCGGUCUGGACCCUUUUGGCGCACUCACAGCUGGCUUCGCCCGAGUCACGGGUCCGGUCACAGAAAUCAGAGAUGUCGCUGAAGACGAGGCGCCCAGUUGCCAUCGUCAAUGCAUCAUUACGCUCGCGGACGGUACUCAGAAUAAAGCUGCAAUCAGGUUUGACUUCGUCUGGUACAAGUCUUGCAGUGCGUUGAUGAUCACCCCAAACUUGGGUUUAUGUAUCAAGAAUGUCGAAGAAACGGCCGACACAUAUUGCCGGAUUGGUGUGAUUACCGUCGCGAGAGCACCGGGCGACGGUCAGAGUGGCAGAAGACAACUACCUCAGUUGACUGCUUCGGAUUAUUCACCACCACGUACUAUUACAUUGGUUUAG
Molecule: messenger RNA, 1419 nt
Organism: Alternaria rosae
Lineage: Eukaryota; Fungi; Ascomycota; Dothideomycetes; Pleosporales; Pleosporaceae
Product: heterokaryon incompatibility protein-domain-containing protein
Exons: 2
Coding region: 1-1419 (472 amino acids)
Source: RefSeq, a predicted model, not a curated record